CGAGGAAGCGCGGAUCGUCAGAACACCGGCUUUGCUUUGCUUUGCUCCACUUCUGCUCCCUUUCGCCCUGUAAUUUACGCUCUGUAAGCAAACGCCAGUCUUUUAUUUUCCGACCCGAACAAGAAGCACUGAGUUUCUGUUAGACAUUGUUAUCAGGAUGGUGUUUAGCUCCCUGGUGACGUCACUGUCCCAGUAAGAUCCCAGUACUUCUUCUUCCCUUCCCCUCUGCCAGUCUGUGGAAACAAAUCCAGCAGGAUGCUUGACACUCCGGACUGUUACAAAACCUGCUCAAACUCUCUUCCCCGUGCACAGGACCAAAUGUGAGUGUGUGUACCGGGACAGAACACCGGACGAUGUGGCGGAGAGUGGCGGCUUUGCGGUCAGCCGACAAUGAAAACGUGGACUCCGGGGCAGAAACAGCCGAAUCUGGCUGCAGCAGGAUGUCAUCGUCUGGUAUGGAGCUGGUGACCAGGCAGACAAGGCAGCAACUCCUGUUGAUGAACCUGCACCUACUUGCCAACCCUGGAGAAUCUCUGCUGCUGCAGCAGACCCUGGACCGCCUGCUGCGCUGGCUGUGCCCAAGCCUGCGCAUCUUCCAUGUGUCAGAAAGAGCCUCUCCUUUCAGAGCUCCCGUGCACCUCUGUCCUGUGGCAGGAUACCCUUCUUUAGCCAUCACCUUCUUCCUCCACGAGGCUUACGGAGAGGAGCGAAUCCUAAAAGUGCUGGACUUCUUUCAGCGGCCACCCUGGCAGUACCAUCACACCGAGAGCUGUGGCAGCCGAGCUGCAGGGAUCCACAUUACGUCUAGCAGUUCGUCCAACCCCCGUCUGCGGCCCUAUCUCCUACCCAGCAGGGACUUCUACAGCCUGGGUGCAGGCAUGCCUGUGUGGGGGGUACGGCCUGUGCACUGUGGAGGAGAAAUACUGCGUGUGACGCUGUACAGUAACUAUGACAACUACGAGGAUGCUGUAAGGCUGUAUGAGACGGUGCUGCAGCGGCGGGCGGAGGAGCAGAAGACGGGAUUCUGCUGGUUCACCGUCCACACAGAGCCAGGGCUGUGCCUCCAGCUGGCUCUGAAGCAGCUAUCUCCUGGAGUUUGUGUGGAAUCGUGCAGCUCCGCUGCUCUGCAGUUCAGCGUGGAAGAAAUUGGACAACUAGUGCCACUGCUGCCCAACCCCUGCAGCCCCAUCAGCACCACACGCUGGCAGACGGAAGACCUGGACGGUAACAAGGUUCUCUUUCAGGUGAAAACCGCGCCUCAACCUCAGCGACCUCUGACCUGUGCGUUUCCCCUGACCUAUCUGAGCGUGUCCCCUAGAGGGAUGCAGCUCCGGAGCUCUGGACAGGCCUACAGCUCGUCAUCCACAACCCCACCGUCCUGGCAACGAUACAGACAAGGAAACCGGCCCCGCAGCGAUCCGGUCCUAGAGAAGCUUUCUGGAGCAGAGAGCCUGGGAUCAGGGAGCUGCUGCAGCACUCCUCCUGGAAGCUCCUGCUACUCAUCUCAGCGCAGCAGCCCUGCUCAACUCUCCACAUCCAACCAGCCUGACUCUCCUCUGCAUCCCUCCAUCACACAUUCUCACACCCGUCUCCCUCUGGAAGAAGAGGAGGAGUCAGAGACCAACGUAGACACGGGAGUGGCCGUCCCCCCUCGCUCGGACACUGCCGGUAAAACGACACUUCACUCCUCCUCAGUCGGGGCUUUGUCUGUCAAAGAGCUGGCCAAAGAGCUGAUGGAACAUUUGCCUCAGACACUUGUGAACUCCCAUAAGUCCUCUGGGAUGGAGGCCUCUGGUGGUGUUGAUGGUGCUGCCUUGGAGAACAGGACGGUUGGAGCUGGACGGAGUCCUUCCAACAGGCUCCUGGCUCAGAACAGGACCGCUGCAGAGCUGUUGUCGGCACGGCCCAAGAACGAGGACCCAGUUGAUGAGUUCUUCAUCUAAAGUCCUGCCAUAAAUUCCCACUAUUUACACUAAUGGCUCUGUUUUAACAAGAGAUUAUUUCAAAGCGAGUUAAAAUUAACAGUAAAUGUUGUUUUUGUUAGACCUAAUGCAGCUAGUUUGUUUAAAUGAUGUGAACUUAUGGAGUGAAUGAAAAGAUGCCAAAAUAUCAGAAAUGGCAGCCAUGCCUUCUUCACCCUAACGCACUGGGAACACUGGGAUGUCCCGUGUGGAAUUGACAGGAUAUUCCAUCCCUUAUUUAAAAAUCCCACAAAGUGAUACUUGUUUUGAGAUUCAUGUAAAGAGAAGGGUGCGAUGGAAAAACAGUUUUAUCUAUGAUAAAGUAUUUUAUGUCUUAUUUUACUAAUAUAAAAUAAAACCUUGUAAAGAAAGUGAA
This is a messenger RNA of Nothobranchius furzeri (turquoise killifish), 2337 nucleotides long. Its product is annotated as protein FAM124B. Gene Ontology annotation, cellular component: nucleoplasm. Lineage: Eukaryota; Metazoa; Chordata; Actinopteri; Cyprinodontiformes; Nothobranchiidae. The record is from RefSeq and is a predicted model, not a curated record.